AUGUCUGAAGAGUUAUAAAACAAACUUUUUAAAAACAUUUACAAAGGAUAGAAUGCAAGAAAAUAUUAAGAAAAUAGAAAUAAGACAAAUUUAGGAGAUAUCAAAAUGAUCUAUAUAGUUAAGAAUUAUAGUGGAUCCAAUUUUAAGUAAAAAAGAAACAUAGUAAAAAAUAAAAAAAGGAAAAUAUAUCAAACAAACCUGAUUAUUCAUCUAAUAUAGAGAAAGCUAUAAAGAAAGUUAAAUAGAAAGAAUCUUCUAAUGAUUAUAAACCAUCUGAUUUUUUAAUGA
Molecule: messenger RNA, 288 nt
Organism: Paramecium primaurelia
Lineage: Eukaryota; Ciliophora; Oligohymenophorea; Peniculida; Parameciidae
Source: the annotation of a GenBank genome assembly